This is a messenger RNA of Rotaria sordida, 1476 nucleotides long. The record is from the annotation of a GenBank genome assembly. Lineage: Eukaryota; Metazoa; Rotifera; Eurotatoria; Philodinida; Philodinidae.
AUGCAUUGGCGUAUCAUUAUUUCAAUACUGAUUUCAAUAGCAAAUAUUAGUGCAUAUAUUGCUAUUGGUGGUAGUCCAUCUAGUCCUUGGGAUAGAGAUGCAACAUUUGAUCCAACAACUGGAUGGCCUACAAGAGAUUUUGGAAUGGUAUUAUCUACAGCUGCUAUUGGUAUGGGUGGAACAUAUUUAUUAAAUGCUCAAGGUAACGCUCAAGUGACUGUAUAUGGUGGUUCAUCAGCAGGACGUAUUGCAAAUAAAAUGUAUAAUGCCUCAACAAAUACUCUAUCGGCUUCAGUAAUUAUACCACAAGGCGCAACACAAAUAAUGCUUAGUUUCAUCAAUACAAGUGGUCCUGGUUUGCAAAAUAUAAGCGUAUUACAACCUGGUUAUGAUUUAGCAUCGAAAUCAAAUAUUACCAAUUUAAUCAGAAAUACUAAUCUAGAGGUUAAUUGGAAUGAAACGACCCCAUUGAAUUGGCUACAAUAUACACCACCUAAACGCAAUCCAUGGAAAACAAUUCCAUUUAUUGCAAAUCAACUCAAUUCAAAUGUUGAUAUUUGGAUAAAUAUCCCAUAUGGAGCGACAGAUGAUUAUGUAUUAAAUGUAGUACAAUUAAUGUUAAAUCAAUUAAAUCCAACAAUUAAUAUUUAUGUUGAAUUUUCAAAUGAAUUAUGGAAUUUUAUAUUUGCACAAGCUACAACAAAUCUUAAAGCUGCAAAUGAUUCUGUUUUGAAUCAAGAUGAUCUAUUACGAUUAGCUUAUGAUAAUAAAAAUGUUGGUUCAUGGAAACGAAUUCGACCAAUUUUAGCUGAUCAAUGUGUAAAUCCAACUAUAAUUAUACAAGGUUUAGAUUAUUUAAAUAAACUUUAUGGUCCACCAUCAACAUUUCUUCAUGAUAUUGCUAUUGCUCCUUAUUUUGAUUUAUCACAAUACAAAACAUGUCAACGAGUACCAGUUGGUGUACAUGCUGUUUAUGCUACUUGGUAUGGAUUAGCUGUUCAUGAUUAUGAAGGAGGUCUAGAUACAGCUGCAGGUUGUGAAGGUUGUUCAUUAUCAGCAAAAAGUAAUGCUACACGUGAUAAUCGUAUGAUUAAUUUGUGUGUAUCGUUUUUAAAUGGUUGGUAUCGAUAUGGAUUUCAACCAUUGAAUUGGUGGGUUACUGGAGCAGCUCAGAUAACAACGUAUGGUUCAUGGAAUUUACUAGAGGAUAUGAGACAAGAAACAUUAAUGGAUACAACAGCAAUGUUUAAUUCAUCAUCACCGGUUGCACAACUUCUACGACCAUCAUCAAAAUUAAAAGCUAUUGAUCAAAUUCGUCAAAGAAAUACGGCAGUAUUUCAACCAACACCAUCAUUUCAAUUUAAUAUAAAUCCAACAAUUGUUCCAUCAAUAAUUACACUUCGUUUAAGAAAUAUUCGGAAUGGUUAUUCUAUUCGUCGUUUUGAUGUUAUGUCAACAACAACACAUUCAAUAUAA